UAUUAACUGUUCUUACCAUUAUCUAGGUCAACUUGAACGCACAAAUGAGUCACGAAGAGGGACGGGUCACUCAUCUUUUGUCCAAAUUCAACUUCACACCACUUGAGCUUGAAAUCAGAUGGCUCGAGGCGGUCAAAUUCCUCAUGUUUUACAGAGCCAUCCAGCUACAUAGAAAGGUCAAAGCUAAUGAAGAUGUGCCUAUCUUUGCGAUGAUUAUGUUUGCGAGAGAUACUUCUCAGGAUCCCUGGCAUUUUAUGGCCAAGCAUUUGAAUGCUGUCGGUGAUACUGGAGGCUUGGAACAGGUGAGGGAAUAGCUGGUUUUAAGGCCAAUUACCACGAAAGAAAAAUUUCCACGGACAGAAAGGUUUCCGAAAAUAUCAUUGUUAAAAAUUGAAAUUUUCAAUUUCAAAAUUAAAAAAAAAAAUUUUUAAUUUUUUUCUCGGAAAAUUUGUGUCGGCCAAUACAAAAUUUUGUUUCUGCGGAAAAUUUUCCUGAGUGGAAAUGCGCCUUUAUACUGCAUAUCUCCAUCAGUUCCACAUUGUCAUUGUGCGUUUUCACAAUUGGCCAUUAGGGAUGCACCGGAUAUGAUAUCCGACCGGAUGGUGAGAUUGAUCUCAUUAUCCGCUAUCCAAUAUCCGACCGGAUAUUCUUUGUUUAAUGUUCAGGCCUUUUCAGGUCAGAAAUGAUAUACUGAUAUGGUUGAAAAAGUAUUUAUCAGUUAAAGAUUUACUUCGAUGAGAAAGCUGGCAGUAGUUUCAAGAUUUUUCAUUCUCGCUUACAAAUGCCAAAAAGUGGGUUUGAAAUUGAAACUUUUUGAGCAAGUCUUUUCCAACCAUGCAUGUUUGUCGAUGUUAGACUGUGAAGUUCUUUUGUUUGUCGAUGUUAGACUGUGAAGUGAAUUUUCCUCUGAAUUUCUCCUUAUAUCUAAAUCAUUACAAUUUUUCUUUCUUGGGGAAAUAUUUUCUGGAAACUCAAAAAUUUUCUGGGACCAAUGGUCCCGUGGUCCGAUACUUUUUCCACCCCUGCCUAGUGGCCAAUCGGAUUUAUUUUUUUGCUCAUUAAGUGUCAACGUUGACGAUGCCCGUAACACGAACUAAACCACAAAUAACACUGCAUAUUUUAUUAUGAUUUUCCAGGUCGAAAUGCACCUGCUUGGCUACACACUCGGCGUCACGAUAAAAGUAGUACGACCAUCCCACUUCGGACAGUCCGACUUCAUAGCGUCAUAUCCCGAGGACAUGCCGGAUGGCACGCAAGUCGUUACCUUGGUAGCGGAAGACGACCGGCAUUAUAAUAUUUUAAGUUGAGAAUUGGACAGUCUUGUAUGUGAGAAAGAAUAUCUGCAUGUGUAACUUAUAUAUACUCUAGUUUGAAUCGGAAUGGUAAUGGGCUACUUGAAUUACAUAGAAUAUAUCUGAGCUUGUUCAUAUGAAACUCCUGUUACGGGGCAAGCCUCACCUCUAGAUCCGCCUUUCUCACGCCGCCAUUUUUGGGGUACUGAAAUUUUUCGUAAACGAUUAUAACAAUGUGAAAAGCAAUAUUUCAGAACAAACUAACUAUUUACAGAGUAAAUUUACCAUCAUACACCCACAAAAUUAUAAAAUGUCGCCGUUACGUGGUGUUACGCUCGCAGGAUUGGCAAAAAAGUACCCCAAAAAUGGCGGCGCGAGAAUGGCUAAUUCAAAUUUGAAAAACAUCACUCUUAAGCCCUGGGCAAACUAGGAAACAUGUUUCCCUGUUUGCCCACCCGUGGAAACAUUGUUGCGGAAACAAAAUUUGCUUCCCGAGAAGCAAAAAUGUUUCCUGGCGAAUUCAGAAACAUUUGAUGUUUCCCUAUGUUUCUUACUAAUGUUUCUUAGUGUUUGCCCACUCUGGGAAUCAUGGCGAAACAUUGGCAGGAAACAAUGUGCCCCCUUUAACAUUUCUCAUCAUUACCGUUUUGAUGAAAAUGAACAAUUUUUGGCGCAAUUCUAUAGCUUUAGGUAUGCACCUAUUAGCCAUUUUUUCAAUAUCCAAUAUAAUAAGCUUCGAGGUUUUGAUUUGACUUCCACUAUUGAACGAACCAUUUAGCCAAUCAGAUACGCUUAAUCUAUCCGAUUAACCAAUCACAUGCGUACUUAGUCAGUGAAACCACAGAAUAGGAAGGUAUACCAGAAGUCUCACUCAAGCAAGAUUUGUCCGCGUUUUUACAAGCGCUUCGUCAACAAUCACGCCAUCCUGGCUAGUACAACCGGCACUUUGUACCUACCAAAACCUUAUAAAAACUUCCGGCUGUACUAGCCAGGAUGGCGUGGAUUGGCGUGAACGAGUUAAAAUUUUCGUGGAGGUAAAACAACAAAGGCAUCGACUCAAGUUACACUUCUGCUAUACUUUCCGAUUUUGUGGUGAAACGUAGUGGUUGUCAAAUCUAAAUCUCUCUGCCCAAGCGAGCUCAUAAGACCCUGGGUUAUAGAUGUUUAAUGUUUUGUUUAAUGAGGAAUAGCAACUUGUAGUCUAAAACAACUUCAUGAAGUGUGGAUCUGGUGUAUGUCUUGGUAUGAACAAAUUAUACUGCUUAAUAUGCGAACUUGUUGUUACGAAUGAAAUAAUAUAUAUUACACCAUUUCAACUGAUGUGGUC
Messenger RNA from Paramuricea clavata, 2619 nucleotides. Lineage: Eukaryota; Metazoa; Cnidaria; Anthozoa; Malacalcyonacea; Plexauridae. The record is from the annotation of a GenBank genome assembly.